Messenger RNA from Fusarium redolens, 721 nucleotides. RefSeq lists its product as uncharacterized. The transcript has a single exon. The record is from RefSeq and is a predicted model, not a curated record. NCBI's taxonomy places the organism in Eukaryota, Fungi, Ascomycota, Sordariomycetes, Hypocreales, Nectriaceae. Bases 122 to 520 code for a protein of 132 amino acids.
GCUAUGCAUGAUUUGUGCAAAAGGAGAAACCAGACAUUCUUGGCUUAUCCACCAGCGACCAAAAGAUGAUCCCAAAAUGGUGGCCAAAUCCCUGCUAAAUCCCUGACGAAGACCCCACUAAAUGGCAAGUGCCCCUGCACCCCCUGGUCCUUUGUCUCGCCAUCUCGUGCAGUUACUGGCUGGUGCCGUUCAGGCCCUGGCCUUGCUUGGCUUUUGGCUCUGGAUCUCCCCUUCGCUGAGCGUCUUGUCCCUUUCCCUUUCCCUUUCCCUUUCCCGCUCCCCUCUGACUCGCUUCGCUUCGCUACCUUUCCUCUCCUGCUCAUCUCACUCCCAUCUCCUCUUUCAACAAAACAAGCCAUUACCUCCGGCCGCUCGUUCGUUCCAGUCCCUCUUUCAUCUCUCCCCACACUUUCAGAGCGUUGUUCCUUUCUUCAUCUCUGAAGCGUUUUUAUCGUGGUCACCAACACGAGUAGCGUCUCUUUUCCAGCUUCAAAUCGUUUUCUUCUUUCCGGCAUCUUGAUCUUCCUUGUUCAACUGCCUCGCCUCGCGUCUACUUACCCACGAGACACGAUCGAUAACUGCAACUCCUUGAUCACCGUCAGCUCAUCACCACUCGACAGGACAGCUGGAUCAGACCAUCUCCUUUCUUCAGUGAAGCGGCUCGCAUUUAGCAAGGUGUACAUAUUGUCGCCUCUACCAUCGACGACAACCACAAGUAGUC